AUGUCCGGCGGUACCCGAUUCGUCAUAACCGGCCUUACUUCACCGGCUUUCGCGUUCUGUAGCAAAGUCGAAAAACAUUACCUCAGCGAAUUCUGCUUUCGCACGCACUAUGUGUGGAUAAUGAAGAACUGCAUGGUUAUCGAGCCUUGCUCGACAACCGAUCAUCAGUACAUGGAGUUCACGAACCUGAUCGGGCUCCAAGGGAAAUUCUACGCCAUUAGCCGGCAGGGGAGCCUUGCAGUUAUCGAGGACAGGGAUGGUUCGAAGGAUUACGAAAUUACCCGUUUGGGAAAAAACCGAGCUGUUCCUAGUAAGGCAUGCCGGCACUUUAGGGAGCAUUUGUUCUUGUACAAAGGUGGAAUCUUUUUGGUGUUUUUGCUGUCGAGGGCUUCCGUGGAUGUGGUGGAUGACGUGGAGGUUUUCGGGCUGGAUGAGUCUAGUCUGUGUUGGAAGAGAGUGGAGAAGCUUCCGGAUGAUACCGUGUUUUUCGUGGAGGACAAAUGUUGCUUGGGGGGCUCGACGGCGAGUUUAUUUGGGCGCAAUAGGGAGGAAAACUGCGUGUACUUCACGUACGAGAGGGCCGAUACUUGGUUUUGUUUCGACAUGAAAACGAGCCGCAUUUCGGCUACAGAGGGACCGGUGGACGAUCUUGAUUAA
This is a messenger RNA of Striga hermonthica, 657 nucleotides long. The record is from the annotation of a GenBank genome assembly. Lineage: Eukaryota; Viridiplantae; Streptophyta; Magnoliopsida; Lamiales; Orobanchaceae.